Messenger RNA from Triticum turgidum subsp. durum (durum wheat), 723 nucleotides. NCBI's taxonomy places the organism in Eukaryota, Viridiplantae, Streptophyta, Magnoliopsida, Poales, Poaceae. The record is from the annotation of a GenBank genome assembly.
AUGGAAGUUGCUGCGCCCAAGCAACUCCUCCCCAUGGCGCCGCGGGACCCCAACUCCCCGUCCUCCUCCACCUCCUCCUCCUCGCCGUCCUCCGCCGCGUCGCCCUCCAGCCACCGCCCCAGCCCGCUGCCGCCGUCCCCGCGGCCCGUGCCGCGCACCAUCGACACCACCCCCUUCCCCACCACCUUCGUCCAGGCCGACACCGCCUCCUUCAAGCAGGUCGUCCAGAUGCUCACCGGCGCCGACAUGCCGCCGCCGGCACCGUCCUCGCAGCCGCAGGCCCAGAGCCAGAGGCCCCCCGCGGCCGCCAACAACAAGGCCGGCGCCCCGUGCCGGCCCAAGAAGCCGGCUUUCAAGCUCUACGAGCGCCGGAGCAGCAUGAAGAACCUCAAGAUGAUCGCGCCGCUCGCCAUGGCGGCCGCCGCGGGGGCGUCGCCGAGGAAGGCGCUGCCGGAGCUGCUGUCGCCCAGCGUGCUCGACUUCCCGUCGCUGGCGCUCAGCCCCGUCACGCCGCUGGUGUCCGACCCCUUCAACCGGUCCGCGUCGGCGUCCCCGGCGGAGCAGGAGGCGGCCGCGGAGCGCGCGGCCAUCGCGCGCAAGGGCUUCUUCCUCCACCCGUCCCCUCGUGGCGGCGCCGGCGAGCCCCCGCCGCGCCUGCUGCCGCUGUUCCCCGUCACCUCCCCCCGGAUGGCCUCCGCCUCCGCCGCGCCGUCGUCGGAGUGA